Neomonachus schauinslandi (Hawaiian monk seal) is the source of this 1473-nucleotide messenger RNA. RefSeq names its product chondrolectin (gene CHODL). Gene Ontology annotation, biological process: positive regulation of axonogenesis. The transcript has 6 exons. Bases 1 to 822 code for a protein of 273 amino acids. Gene Ontology annotation, cellular component: cytoplasm. Lineage: Eukaryota; Metazoa; Chordata; Mammalia; Carnivora; Phocidae. The record is from RefSeq and is a predicted model, not a curated record.
AUGAGCCGCGUGGUCUCACUGCUGCUGGGCGCCGCGCUGCUCUGUGGCCACGGAGUUUUCUGCCGCCGGGUGGUCAGCGGCCAAAAGGUGUGUUUCGCUGACCUCAAGCAUCCCUGCUACAAAAUGGCCUACUUCCAUGAACUGUCCAGCCGAGUGAGCUUCCAGGAGGCACGCCUGGCUUGUGAGAGCGAGGGGGGAGCCCUUCUCAGCCUGGAGAAUGAAGCAGAACAGAAGCUAAUAGAAAGUAUGUUGCAAAACCUGACAAAACCAGGAACGGGGAUUUCUGAUGGUGAUUUCUGGAUAGGGCUUUGGCGAAACGGAGAGGGGCAAACAUUUGGUGCUUGCCCAGAUCUCUACCAGUGGUCUGAUGGAAGCGGUUCCCAGUACCGAAACUGGUAUACCGAUGAACCUUCCUGCGGAAGUGAAAAGUGUGUUGUGAUGUAUCAUCAACCAACAGCCAACCCAGGCCUUGGGGGUCCCUACCUUUACCAGUGGAACGAUGACAGGUGCAACAUGAAGCACAAUUACAUCUGCAAGUAUGAACCAGAGAUUAACCCAACUUCUCCUGUAGAAAAGACUUAUUUUACAAAUCAACCAGGAGACACCCAUCAAAAUGUGGUUGUUACUGAAGCAGGCAUAAUUCCCAAUCUAAUUUAUGUUGUUAUACCAACAAUCCCACUGCUUUUAUUGAUACUGGUCGCUUUUGGAACCUGCUGUUUCCAGAUGCUGCAUAAAAGUAAAGGAAGAACAAAAACUAGCCCAACCCAGUCCACACUGUGGAUUUCAAAAAGCACCAGAAAAGAAAGUGGCAUGGAGGUAUAAUAAUUCACUGCCUUGGCUCCAGAACAGAAAAUAAGAUUUUCUAAUCCUGGAUCUGCAUCAGGAAUGGCAUCAGAACAUUAGCUUGGAAUGGCUUGAAAUCUCAAAGGAUCUGCAAGAUGAACUGUAAGCUCCCCCUUGAGGCAAAUAUUAAAAUAAUUUUUAUAUGUCUAUUAUUUCAUUUAUAAAAUACGCUGUGCUAAUAAUGGAGUGAGACAUGCUUAUUUCGCUAAAGGAUGCACCCAAACUUCAAGUAAAUGGAAUGGACCAUGCUGAUAAAAUUGCUGUCAACACAUCAGAGAAGUGUAUGUGUUGGAAGCAGUUAUUUUUGUUUCUGUCACUUUUCAUAAGUUAUAAUCUAGUUAAUGUAAUGUAAAUUGUACUAAAAUUUACAGUGUGCAAAAGUAUUUUACCUUUACAUAAGUGUUUGAUAAAAAUGGGCUGUUCUAGUAUUUAUUUUUAUGGUGUUUCAUUUUUCAAUACAUGUUGUUUUGAUUAAAGAAAUGUAUCACUGUUUUCAACUGAAUCCACACACACGUAGGUCUAUUACCAUAGAAGAAGUUUCUUUUAUAGAAAUGGUUCAUCUUCUUUCAGUUUCUCUGCUCUGGGGUCAGACAAUGUUUAGGAAAUCUCUUCAGAAAUAAGAAGCUUUUU